This is a messenger RNA of Marchantia polymorpha subsp. ruderalis, 881 nucleotides long. The record is from the annotation of a GenBank genome assembly. NCBI's taxonomy places the organism in Eukaryota, Viridiplantae, Streptophyta, Marchantiopsida, Marchantiales, Marchantiaceae.
AAUGAAUAUGGCCUAUGUCCAGACGGCGAGAGAUUUAAGAUGUAAGGAGUUGGACAGAGGCCAGAAGGUGCGGGCCUCUUUUCAUUGUUGAAUGCAGAGGAGGUUGAUGCAGAAAUGGCAUCAAAGUAGCGUGCGUUUCGAUGAUCGAUUGCCACUUCCAAUGACGGCAUCAUCCCGUCACUUGGAUCACGCUUUCCAAUUUGGUGUCUCCUAUUUUCGUCUAGACUGCCAUGAACAUCAUGGAGAAAUAUUUUCAAAGCCUUGCUGGGUCUAUGGUGUCAGAGUGCUACACGGAAGACGCAUAUGUGGAAAGCGUGAGCAAUUUGAGACUUAAGUUGUUCACUACUUUAUCGACUGAAAGGUCGAUCUCUUUUCUGGCCUUUGAACAUAACGCUUCGGUUUACAAAGACGGAAAGAACACCUGCCUCCACAAAUUACUGACAGCAUUUGAAGAACAUCACGAACAUGGAGUUUUCGUUGACGGCCUUGAGGUCAGACACCUGUGGGGACACCAUCGACUAUCCGGGAACGUAUGGAAUGCAGUUGUCGAUGUCUAUUUUGUCAUUGCGGAGAACCAGGAUAGAAUAACAGUAGCAGGUUCACGCUGUGAAGGCCUAUGGCCAGAAGGUGAGGAGUUCACGGAAGGACAUAUAUGGUGAGGUCUCAUGAUGAAGAUUCAUAUGUUAUUGAGUGGAAAUCAAGUUAGCUCGUGAGAGUAUUUCAGGAUGUUUAACUAUCACCUUGCCAGGAUUUCCUGCAGUGCAUACUAUGAAAUUCAUGUAGCAUAUAGUGAUUGAUUAAUUUAAAGCAAACCUGAAUCAUUUCUGAGAGCGAUGCUGUUAUGCUGAUGCAUUGAGAAAAAGUAUAAUAGAUGCAUUUUC